Molecule: messenger RNA, 2458 nt
Organism: Epinephelus moara (kelp grouper)
Lineage: Eukaryota; Metazoa; Chordata; Actinopteri; Perciformes; Serranidae
Gene: dusp10
Product: dual specificity phosphatase 10
Exons: 4
Coding region: 265-1683 (472 amino acids)
Biological process (GO): negative regulation of JUN kinase activity; protein dephosphorylation
Cellular component (GO): cytosol; cytoplasm
Molecular function (GO): MAP kinase tyrosine/serine/threonine phosphatase activity; protein tyrosine/threonine phosphatase activity
Source: RefSeq, a predicted model, not a curated record
UAAUAUUAAUGAAGCCGCGCAUUGGCUCGCGCUCGCGUCAAUCCCGCUGCGCAACUUCUGUAGGCUGGCAGACUUCCUUCAAUAUUAUUUCUGGGGGAGCAGGGUAAAAGUACUAAAAAAUGUUGCCGAUCCACAACACCGGGACGGACUGAAUGGAGGCAACGCUGUCAGCGAGCGGAGAUCAUCAAUCCGUCUACAGCGCACCGCGACACACACCGAGCGGCUUGUUGACUUCUCCGUAAACGUCCAGCCCUCGGCCUCCCCAUGCCUCCAUCUCCUCUCGACGACAGAAUUGUGGUGGCGCUGCCAAGGCCGAUCCGACCUCAGGAACUCCAAUUGCGCCUGGACACCAGCUACCUGGACUCCAUUGCCACCAGCAGCAGCAACAAGACAGUCAUCAGCACCACCGUGGUGAAGAUCCGGGCGACGGCCAAUCUUGUAACGUAUAUGCCCUCAUCCAAGGGCUCCACGCGCUCGUUGUCGUGUGGAUGCAGCAGUGCCAGCUGCUGCUCAGUGACUACCUAUGAGAAGGACAGCCAGAGCCUCAACCACAGCCAGGUGAGCGCCAGCAGCCCCGACCUCAGCUAUGCCGGGCCCCCGACCCCAAUGGUCAGCAACCACGAAGCAUUGAGCGCCCCCAGCCUCACCCCGGGCACCCCGAAGGCCCUGUCCACCGUGAGGCUCAUCCAUCCCAAUGAGCUGGCCAAACGGAUGACCUGCUGCCCCAUGGGACACCCCGUAGGGCCCGUGCCGGUCAUCAUCGACUGCCGGCCCUUCAUGGAGUACAACAAGAGCCACAUCCGGGGAGCCGUGCACAUCAACUGCUCCGACAAGAUCAGCCGGCGGCGGCUGCAGCAGGGCAAGAUCACUGUGCUGGACCUCAUCUCCUGCCGCGAGGGCAAGGACUCUUAUAAGGGCAUCUUCUCCAAAGAGAUUGUGGUUUACGAUGAAAGCACCAUGGACCCCAACCGGCUGACGUUCUCCCAGCCACUGCAUGUGGUCCUGGAGUCGCUGAGGAGGGAGGGCAAGGACCCCAUCAUCCUUAAAGGAGGCCUUAGCUGCUUCAGGCAGGGCCACGAGGACCUGUGCGAGCACUCGCUGCACCUUCACGAGGGCUUGGACACUGGUGCUGCUGCUGGCCUGACGGGGCCGCUACCUCACUCCCUGCCCUCCACCCCGGACAUAGAGAACGCAGAGCUGACACCAAUCCUGCCCUUCCUCUACCUGGGGAACGAGCACGACGCUCAGGACAUCCACCUGCUGCAGCGCUUCAACAUCGGCUACAUCUUGAACGUGACCACCCACCUGCCGCUCUACCACUAUGACACGGGCCUCUUCAUCUACAAGCGCCUGCCUGCCACAGACAGCAACAAGCAGAACCUGCGGCAGUACUUCGAGGAGGCGUUUGAAUUCAUCGAGGAAGCACAUCAAGCAGGUAUGGGCCUUCUGAUCCACUGCCAGGCAGGCGUGUCUCGUUCAGCCACCAUCGUGAUCGCCUACCUGAUGAAGCACACCUGGAUGACCAUGACAGACGCCUACAAGUUUGUCAAAACCAGGAGGCCCAUCAUCUCCCCAAACCUCAACUUCAUGGGCCAGCUGUUGGAGUUUGAGGAGGACCUUAACAACGGAAUAACGCCACGAAUCCUGACGCCAAAGCUGAUUGGUGUGGAAACCGUCGUCUAAAAACGGACCCGCUCGACUCACACUUAGACUCACUCUCACUGUUUUUUAAAGAGAGACCGGCUGCUCUGUGAGCCGGUUUGGAGUGUGGGGGGCCGCUGUAUUCUUCUUGAAUCUCCUCACGCUCAUCUUGGACUCUCUGGAGUGCCAAAGCUCUGGGUCAGUGGUGAUGAGAAAUGCCAAAAAUCCCUACUGUUUGGACGUGGCUGCAGUCCCGGAGGAGAAGACGAGCUAGAGAUAGAGAUAGAGAGGGGAAGCGGUCAGUGGGAAGCUUUCCAUUUGUGACCCCAGAGGAGCAAACAUGAAGGAAAAGGAAAUCGGUUUGGAAAAGAUAUUCUAUGUGCUUAGGGGCAAUUACUGACAAGAGAAACUCUUAAAGCUCACACUGUGGCACACAGUUUCUGUUUGCAGACUCAGGCGGGGUUGGCCAUGGCAGUGCCUGUCAAAAAAAAAAAAAAAAAAAAAAAGAUAAAAAAUAGUAAAAAAAAAAAAAGAUGAAGACUUGUUUGGUGUGUUAAUGUUGUUGUUCUAUUUUUAUACAGGGGUUUAUGGGGGUGACCAUGACGAGCCCACAGCGGCUUACUGUGCAAUAAUUUCAGAGUGGAAUGCAACUGAGACCUUGAUCUUAUGUGUAUAUAUCGGUAAUGAUUACAUUUCCAGCUCUUUGCUGAAAUACCAUUUUGAUGUUUAUGUAAUUACUGUCGUUCAGUUCUUUAUGUUUAUGGUGCGUACAGUUAUGCUGUAAUAUUUGGCGCAGACAAGAGAAGAAAAAAAAGAA